AUGGUGACAGUAGCCACUGAAAGAUCCAAACGGUUCGAAGAGUUGCUAACAAAAGUUCGUGCAAUUGUGACUUUUUUCAAGCGUUCAACAAAAGCAGCAGAUGACUUGCAAGCUUCACAGACUAAGACGGGAAAAACGAAGGGAGAACUUAAAAAACUGAAGAAGGAUGAACCUACCAGAUGGACCAGUAGUUAUCAAAUGCUGGACAGCUUUAUUCAGUUGGCUGAGGAGAUUGGCGUUGUUAUUCUGAGGCACGAUAAUGUUCCCAUGCUAUCAGGAUCAGAUCUGUCUGCUGCUAUAGAAGGUCGCAAUAUUCUUCAACCAAUCAUGCACGUGAUUACUGAACUGGAAUCUGAAAAAAAGUCAUUGGCGGAAAAAGUUAUCCCUUUAUUGAGCAUGAUGAAAACGGUACUGGAGUCAUUCAAUUCAAAAACUGAGUGUGUCAAACAGUUGAAAUCUGCGCUGUUAGACCAGUUCAACAGCCGAUUCCAGCAUAUUGAACUCGUCGACGGACUUGCAAUCGCGACACUUUUAGAUCCUCGCUUUAAAGCGCUUCACUUGCAACCGAUAUCGCAUGCGAAUGCUGUAACGAUGGUCUCGGAGAAACUAAAAUAUUUUGAAAGAGAAGAACGAGGACGACGAUGUGCAAGCACAAAAAUCGUCGAUAAUGUAUCAAGUCAGCUCAAUAACGGUGACGGAAAUUUGUGGAAGAUACAUGAUCGCCUGGUAGUAGAACGCACAGCUUCAAUGGAGCACGAUAAACCGGGUAACAUAUCUAGUGAACUCAGAAACUUUCUGCACCAACAGGUUAUCCCAAGAACUUCCGACCCGCUAGAAGCAUGGGACACUAUAAAAACAGAAUAUCCAAAUUUAUAUUAUAUUGCUUAG
Messenger RNA from Wyeomyia smithii (pitcher-plant mosquito), 888 nucleotides. RefSeq names its product zinc finger BED domain-containing protein 4-like. Lineage: Eukaryota; Metazoa; Arthropoda; Insecta; Diptera; Culicidae. The coding region runs from base 1 to 888 and encodes 295 amino acids. The record is from RefSeq and is a predicted model, not a curated record. The transcript is spliced from 3 exons.